AACCCCAAAAAUCCAUCGCCGACGGUCCUUCGCAGAAAACUCGAGAUAAACCGUAAACACGAGUCUAGAGAAUGGUCAGAAAGCAAGUCGGACUCGAAAACAGCGCAUCCCUAGCAGUAAGCCAGCAGCAGCAGGAGGAGCAAAAGGAUAAUAAGCAGCAGAAGCACCAGGUGCAGGAUCAGCAGAUCGAUACUGACUUAAGCCAAAGGAGCAGUCCCAACUACGCCAAGCAGGCGCAGGCCAUCUACGCGCCGUUGCAUCCUUCGCUCGCCACCUUGUCCACCGGCUAUGACCAUGGCAGCUCGCGGCUCUUUAGUCUACAGCAUACGCACAUCGCCACGAUGCCCUACAAUCUGCACUCGGUGUCGCCCCAAAACAUGGUCGCCACCGCCGGCCAGGCCAUCCUGCCCACGGAGAUACCCAUCGAGGACGAGGAACGGCUGGAGCGCAUAUUUAAGCAGCUGGACCGCGACGGCGACGGACGGAUCGACAUCCACGACCUGUCGGCGGCGCUGCACGAGUUCGGGAUGUCGAGUGUCUACGCUGAGAAAUUCCUCCAACAGUCCGACAAGGAUCAGAGUGGCAACGUGGGCUUUGCCGAGUUCAUGCACUACGUCAGGGAGCACGAGAAGAACCUUGUACUGCAGUUCUCGCACUUAGACAAGAACCGAGAUGGGAAAGUGGACUUGGAGGAGCUGAUUUCCGCUUUCAAAGACCUGGGCCUGGACAUUGACAUAGACGAGGCGAGGAAACUACUCACCAGAAUGGAUAAGGACGGAAGCCUGAACAUUAGCUUUAACGAGUGGCGCGACUUUAUGCUCCUUGCGCCAUCAACGGACAUCCACGACUUGAUUAAAUUUUGGCGUCACUCUACUUACCUCGACAUUGGCGAGGAUAUGAACGUACCUGAUGACUUCACACAGAAGGAGAUGCAGACAGGCCUCUGGUGGCGGCACUUGGUAGCGGGUGGCAUUGCAGGAGCAGUGUCCCGGACGUGCACAGCGCCACUGGACAGAAUCAAAGUGUACUUACAGGUACAAACGCAAAGAAUGGGAAUCUCAGAGUGUAUGCAGAUCAUGCUGAACGAAGGCGGAUCACGGAGCAUGUGGCGCGGCAAUGGCAUCAAUGUCCUUAAGAUUGCUCCCGAAACAGCUCUGAAGUUUGCCGCCUACGAGCAGAUGAAGCGACUGAUCCGCGGCGAGGAUGCCAGCCGGCAGAUGAGCAUCGUGGAGCGCUUCUAUGCUGGAGCAGCUGCCGGUGGCAUUUCCCAGACCAUCAUCUAUCCCAUGGAAGUAUUAAAGACGCGCCUGGCGCUAAGGAAGACUGGCCAGUACGCCGGCAUUGCUGAUGCUGCGGCAAAGAUCUAUAAGCACGAGGGCGCGCGAAGCUUCUACAGAGGCUAUGUGCCGAACAUCCUGGGAAUCCUGCCAUACGCCGGCAUCGAUCUGGCCGUAUACGAGACCCUGAAACGACGAUACAUCGCCAGCCACGACAACAACGAGCAGCCCAGCUUCCUGGUGCUACUCGCUUGUGGCAGCACAUCGAGUGCGCUCGGCCAGCUCUGCUCCUACCCUCUGGCCCUGGUGCGGACUCGGCUACAGGCACAAGCCGCCGAAACAAUUGCCAAUCAAAAGCGUAAGACCCAGAUCCCUCUGAAGAGUAGCGACGCGCACAGCAGCGAAGAGACGAUGACGGGUCUGUUCCGCAAGAUCGUGCGACAGGAGGGUCUCACGGGACUGUACCGGGGCAUUACGCCCAACUUCCUCAAGGUCCUGCCGGCGGUCUCCAUCAGCUAUGUGGUGUACGAGUACUCGAGUCGCGCCCUGGGCAUCAAGAUGUCGUGAGAUGUUUCUGCCUUAAUCUCGCUCCGAACGGGCUCGACUGCCGAGACCCUUGGCUGACCCCGUGCGCCCGUGUCCGUGUGUUUGCAGUGCAGACCGUUCCGGGCCGCGGCGGCAGCUACUGCUGUGCUCCAUUUGUAUAGUUGUAGUGGUAGGUUAAGUCGGGCGGCCCGCCACUCGCUCUCUACUACUUUCCUUAAGUGUAAACCGGCCUCUUCCAUGUUCUGGGUUAAAUCUAUCCUUUUUAAUUUAUAGUUAAAUUAGUUUGAUUACUUUCUAAAAAAAAUACAAAAUAAGUGAUACUAUGGCUAAUUUAUUU
Drosophila bipectinata is the source of this 2160-nucleotide messenger RNA. It is a transcript of the gene SCaMC, whose product is annotated as Short Calcium-binding Mitochondrial Carrier. The record is from RefSeq and is a predicted model, not a curated record. Gene Ontology annotation, cellular component: mitochondrial inner membrane. Gene Ontology annotation, biological process: ADP transport; transmembrane transport; ATP transport. Lineage: Eukaryota; Metazoa; Arthropoda; Insecta; Diptera; Drosophilidae. Gene Ontology annotation, molecular function: ATP transmembrane transporter activity; calcium ion binding.